GUCCGGACGCUGGUGGCCGCCGCCGGCUACCGGACGUCCGACUACUACACGAUGCUGACGGAGCUGGUGCCGGCGCUGGCGGACGGAGAGGCCGGCGUGCCGCUGACGGUCCGCUCCGAGCGGCUGCCCCAGCUGCGCGACAUCGUCAUGAUCAGCCCCGAGCGGCGGCGCGGCGUGCUGCGCUUCGACGACCUGCUCGACGCCGGCAUGGAGUCGCUCUCCGGCGAGCUGGAGCGGCGCCAGGCGCAGGUCGACUGUGACGACCCGUGCAGCAUCCAGUUCACCUCGGGCACCACGGGCCUGCCCAAGGGCGCCACGCUGUCGCACCACAACAUGGUGAACAACAUGCACCAGCUGGCGCGCCGGGCAGGUUACGAGCGGGACGGGGUGCGGAUCUGUGUGUCGGUGCCUCUCUACCACUGUUUCGGCUGCGUGGCCGGCUCCGUGCUGGCCCCGCUGCACGGCAACUGCCUGGUCUUCCCGUCGGAGGCGUUUGACGGCGAGGCCUCCAUGCGGGCCACAGAGGACGAGCGGUGCACCCACAUGUACGGCACUCCCACGAUGUAUGUGGACAUGGUGAACAUCGCCAAGCAGAAGCGCCACGACCUCAGCUCGCUGUACUCGGGCAUCGUGGCCGGCGCGCCGGUGCCCUUCCACCUGAUGCGCUCCAUGAUCGAGGACAUGAACAUGCGUGACGCGGUGGUCGGCUAUGGUCUGACCGAGACCAGCCCGCUGCUGACAGUCGGCUUCCCGUCGGACGACCUGGAGCACCGCUGCGGCACCGUCGGCUUCCCGCUGGACCACUCCGAGGUGAAGGUGGUGGGCGGCGACGGCAGGACGCUGCCGGUCGGCCACUCCGGCGAGCUCUGCAUGCGCGGCUACAACCGCUUCCUCGGCUACUGGGACGACGAGGCGAAGACGCGCGAGUGUGUGAGCGCCGCCGGCUGGUUCCACACCGGCGACGUGGCAACCAUGACCGAGGAUGGCUACGUCAAGAUCGUGGGGCGUGCCAAGGACAUGGUGAUCCGCGGUGGGGAAAACAUCUACCCCACGGAGGUGGAGGACUUCCUGAUGACCCACCCGGACAUUCUGGAGGCCUACGCGUUCGGCGUGCCUGAUGACAGGAUGGGCGAGGAGCUGGUGGUCUGGGUCAGAACCAGAGAGCUCGGCUGUCUCUCCGAGCACGACGUCAGGAGCUUCUGCAAGGGCAGGAUCGCACACUACAAGGUCCCGCGCUAUAUCCAGUUCAGGGACGAUUUCCCCAAGACGGUGACAGGGAAGAUUCAGAAGUUUGUCAUGCGCAAUGUCAUGUGCCGUGAGCUUGGGCUGGCAUAGAAGCUUUUAAGUCUGAAAACAAAUUUUGGCAAAGCACGUUUCUCUUCGUGCGCCCGCAGCUGUAAAUAAUUAGGUACUAUCACAGUGUCAACAGACUUGACAUUGCAGCCAAUAUAUGACGUUAUAUUUUUUUUCAAUGCAGGGUCACGAACUCUUUCAUUUGUGUGUAUUUGCUCAGUAUACCUAUGGACGGUUUUGGGGCAUGUAAGUAGGGAACACGGAUUAGAAAGUGAUAAAUAUACAAAUGAUUGAA
Molecule: messenger RNA, 1588 nt
Organism: Amphibalanus amphitrite
Lineage: Eukaryota; Metazoa; Arthropoda; Thecostraca; Balanomorpha; Balanidae
Product: medium-chain acyl-CoA ligase ACSF2, mitochondrial-like
Exons: 1
Coding region: 52-1335 (427 amino acids)
Biological process (GO): fatty acid metabolic process
Molecular function (GO): medium-chain fatty acid-CoA ligase activity
Source: RefSeq, a predicted model, not a curated record